GGUAUCCACUUUAUGCUUACGAGCAGUGGAACUCCGCUGAAGGAUUAUGUCCGUAAGCAACUACAACGCCUACAUCCGUUUCGGCUGAAACUAUAUAACAGCAAAGUGAGGUGGAAUUCCGCCUCAAGACUGCAAAAUUGUAUUGCACUCUUGAUAGGGAGCUCUAGGCUUGGUUCUAUCGAAGUAUAAUCAACAUGACUACGGUUUUAGUUCACCAAAGCAAGACUCGAAAGAAGGCGUGUACGGCUUGCGUCAAGGCGAAACGGAGAUGCGAUUUGCUGUUGCCAGUAUGUUCCAGAUGCAAUAUAAAAGAUCUGAGUUGUGUUUAUGUGAAUGAGGUAUCGCAGAAGAAAUCAACAAGGUCUCCACAACGUGCUAAAUCAACCCCCGUUCCUGUGGAGAGUAUGGCGACAGCACAAAUCUUCACUGAUUCGUAUGGAACGCAUCUUGAUUUGUUGCCUUACGAGAACAUACCGCUCUUGGAUUACCAAGAUCGCCAAUCUAACCGGGAUUUCACAUCGUGGAAUUCCACCACCAACACCGCCUCUUCUUUUUCACCUGAUACAUUGUUUCCAAUCGCCAAUCCAUUUAAAUCACCUGACCCUCAAAAUCUUUCUCUAUCUAUCAAUACAUUCCCAUCACCUUACUCGUCUCUUCAAUAUCUUCCUCGCAACACCCUUAGCUCCGCUCAAAUCACCUACAUCUCAACCCAACUGAAAUCAUUCGUUUCAACCUUCGCACUCCACUCUCACAACUCCUUCAUCCAUCCGCUUUCAUCCUACAACCUUGGUAAACCCCUGCCAACACCAUAUGCUGAUGCACUUUCUAUCUGUGCACUUCACACUCUCGGCUCUCCUCAAACCUUCUCUAUUCUCGACUCUAAACUCUCUGACCUCAUUUCCUCGAGUGAAAGAGAUUACUGGGACUCAUCCCAAUGGCUUAUUGCAGUUCAAGUUCUCAACCUUUAUCAAAUAAUCCGUCUUUGGUCUUUAAACGAGAGACAAAAGAUAAACGCCGAAAGAUGUAUACCGUUGCUAAUGCAAUGGACAAAUCAACUACAGAUUGAAUACAUAGGACUACUAGCACAAGAUGUAAAUACACGACUUUUCACAGACGCCACCAACAGUAAAGAUAGUAAGCUACAAGAUUACGCAGAAAGAUGGGUAUUUCUGGAAAGUAUACGACGAGCCGUUAUGAUUAGUAUCUUUAUACAGUGCUUAUAUGGCGGGAUAAAAGAUGGGUAUAUAGGGGGAUUAUUGCCUAUAUUAUUUCACCUGCCGGUGAGUGUUGGUGCAGGUCAAUUAUGGGAAACUUUAGGUAGGAAGGUUCUUAACGAACAACGCGAACAACGUGAAUUUGAAGAUCAAUCUGAAGAUUCUACAAACGUUGAUUUUGGAGAAAUUUAUGCGUAUGAGUAUUGGGUUGAGGGCUGGACGAGUGGGGUUGUGGGAGGAGGAGAACGGGAACAGGAGAUUUAUGAAAGGAUGCUGUUGGUAGCUUGUUCCAAGACUGGAGCGAUUGAAAAGUGGGGAGGGGAUAUGAAGUCGGAGUACGGAGAGGUGGAAUUGCCAAUUGUUGGGAGUUUGGAGAUGGCUAUAUAGGUUUGAUGGGUUGGGUACUUUUGGAGAAGUGGGAGGUUAGAUUUGGAGGCGUUUUCAGCAUAGGCGUUACGGUAGACGCGCCGCUCUUCCGCUUGCUGGAUCGGUAAUCGCUACGUAUACCAUUGGCAUUAUGUUAAAUCACUAGAGAUUCCACUCAAUACAUAGAAGUUUUGGAUAAUUUAGAAACUGCAAUGAUCAGUUUCCACCGAAAACUUGGAGCGUUCCACAAAUCUGGAAUGAAGAACAGAUUGAUACUCCUCGGACUGUCGGACACGGUGAGAUAUGUUUAGUUCCACUAUGAUCUUUCACAGAAUAGAAAUCUACUUGGACGGAUUGAAAAAAUUUCAUGGACA
Molecule: messenger RNA, 1954 nt
Organism: Botrytis cinerea B05.10
Lineage: Eukaryota; Fungi; Ascomycota; Leotiomycetes; Helotiales; Sclerotiniaceae
Exons: 2
Coding region: 195-1601 (468 amino acids)
Biological process (GO): regulation of DNA-templated transcription
Molecular function (GO): zinc ion binding; DNA-binding transcription factor activity, RNA polymerase II-specific
Source: RefSeq, a predicted model, not a curated record